Onthophagus taurus is the source of this 4573-nucleotide messenger RNA. Its product is annotated as DNA topoisomerase 2-binding protein 1-like. Gene Ontology annotation, biological process: mitotic G2 DNA damage checkpoint signaling; mitotic DNA replication checkpoint signaling; DNA replication initiation. NCBI's taxonomy places the organism in Eukaryota, Metazoa, Arthropoda, Insecta, Coleoptera, Scarabaeidae. The record is from RefSeq and is a predicted model, not a curated record.
CGUUUGACGUGUUUUUAAAAGAAAAGAGGUUUUAACGGUUGUGUUGGUUGUUAUCAAAUAAAUAUUAAUAUGUCUACAAAUGUACGGAUUAUUUUUAUUAUCCCCGAAGAAUAUAAUAGUGAAAACCAAUGUUCGGAAGUAAUGCAAUCUGCGUUUCAAGCAUGUAAAGGAAAUUCUAUGAAUGUUGAAUGGAUUAGAGAUGGUAACAGUUUCACAGAAGCCGAACUACAAAAGACAGAAUUUGUUGUAUUUGAUAAAUUUGAAGGGAGUUGUUACGAAAAAAUUAAAGAUUCGAAAGCAAGAAUCGUUGGUGCAUAUUGUUUGUUAAUUUGUUUAACCGAUGGACGUCCAGUACCAAAUUUUUCUUGGCCAGUAUUUAAUAUGGCAAUGUCAGAUUGCGUUGUUUGCACCUCACAUAUUAAUAAAUCAAAACGAGAUUGUCUUAAAGAAAAAAUCCAGUUGAUGGGUGGUAAAUUUACUGAGGGAUUAUUUGAACCUAACACACAUUUAAUAACUGAUAGUGUUAAAACUGAAAAAUAUGUUAAAGCUGCGGAGCUGGGUUUAAAAAUAAUGUUACCUGAUUGGGUGGAUGUUGUUUGGGAAUUGUCUCAAACAGAAAACGUUCAUUGCAACGAUCAACGAUUUAAAACAUAUUCUUGUCCAACUUUUAAAAAUUUAAAAAUAAGUACUACUGGUUUUACGAAUAUGGAGGAACGGGAGAAGUUAAAAAGGUUAAUUACUGAGAAUGGAGGUACUUAUUCCGGACAAUUACAUUGUGCUACUACAGAUAUACUUAUUUGUAAUGGUCCAACAACUUCGGAUAAAUACAAAGUAGCUAGGAAAACAAAUAAAAUAAAAUGCGUUUCUUACGAUUGGUUAUUAGAUAGUGUAAGAAACGGUUAUGCACUUAAAGUGGAAGAAUAUACAAUUAAAAAACCGACUUCCACUCCAACGAAAAAUCGUGAAAACAUAAAUCCUGAUUUCUCAGUGAUGAGUGCGAUUAGUUCCGUAACGCCUUACCUGAGUGUUUUACAAGAAACCGUAAACUUAUCUAUGUCGAACUCAAAUUCAUCACUUUCUCAAACAAGAAAGAGAAGAAGUUCUACAUUAAAUGAUGUUAAUGAUAUCAUCGAUGGAAUUGAUAUAAAGUCGGUUAAACAAGCUGGAAGUUUUUUAGACGGGUGUUGUGUUUUUAUAGCGGGAUUUUCACCGGAUCAACGCGAAAAGGUUUCAAGAAUUUUAAAUUUGGGAGGUGCAACAAGAUACGAUCAAUUAUCUGAUCGGAUAACUCAUAUAAUUGUUGGUGAUCCCACAUUAAACGAUGCCCGCGCUUUGUAUAAAAAACAUUCCGCCCCCGUCGUUAGUUUGGAGUGGUUGUGUGAAUGCAUUCGGACACAAUCCGUGGUCCAGGAGGAUGAAUAUAUUGUUAAUUUGCAAACGCGUGCAUCUCCCAAUGUUACCGAUUCACCAAUUUCACAAAAAGGUUUAAAGUUAUUGAGAUGCGGAUUAUCGAAAGAAAUUUCAAAUUCCGAAGAUAAAAAAGAGGAAACGACUACUAACCCAACUGAUGAUUUUAAUGAUAUAAAUAGCGAAAUUCUUCAGCAGUAUUUAAACCCAGCUUUAACAAACCAGGAAGAUAGAAUAGCUCAGUUCCUUCAAAAUAAUCAUUUUAAUUCAAAACAAAUUGAUGAUAAAUCAUCCACUUUAAAAGAAUCGGACAAAACUCAAUCAUCGAGGAAAGUUUUAAUCGCUGGAAAUCCAUCAAAUAUUUCAGUUUCGGAAACUGAAGAUGAUUUAACCGAACAACCAACAUUUUUUAAUCGAAUCAAAGUUGCAGUUGCGUUGUUCGAUGAGGAUCAAAUGGGUAUGAUUCGAAAUUGUAUUGAAGAAAAAGGAGGUGAAACGAUAUCGAUUAAUAAUGAUGAUGAAUUGGCUCGUUUAAAUUUAAACGACGUCGAUUUUAUCGUUGUUCCCGCUUUUAUUUAUAAAAAUUUUAAAAAAAAUUAUAAAAAAAUUUGUGAUGUUGCCUCAAGGGAUGCUAAAAUUGUUACCGAAUUUUUUAUAACCGAUUGUAAUCAAAAUUUGGAAAUUGUUUCGAUCGAGUAUUAUCAUAAACCGGUUAUUCUAAAAAAUAUAACUGAAGAUAAUUCAGAAAAUGGCCCCUUACACGGAAAGGUAGUUACAAUUUCAUCAUAUUCCGGUACAGAAAGAUGUUUCUUAGCGGAUUUAGUUGAUAGACUUGGUGCUAUUUAUCAAGAACAAUUAUGCAGAGUUAAUAGGAAAGAUAUAUUAGCUUCAACUCAUUUAAUUAACCCAAUUGCUGAGGGGAAAAAAUACGAAGCCGCUGUUAAGUGGGGACUUCCCGUUAUUACAAAAGAUUGGCUUUUAGAUUGUUGUAAAAGUGGCAAAUUAAAAUGGGAAGGAAAUUAUUUAGUUGGAAGUUCUAAAGCGCCAACAAAACCUAUUGAAUCAGAAUCAGAAUCUGAUGUGUCGUCGGAAUCUGAAAUUGAAUCGAAUAAUGAUUCCGAAUUAGAAUUAAAAUCACCUAAUAAAUUAAAAGAAAAUGUCGAUACUAAUAUACAAAAAAAAUUAAUUAAUAAGAUUUGUGAAGAUUCGCCGCAAGUUCCGAGUGAAAUUACUCCGUUUAAAGACAUUGCUAAACGAUUUGAGGGAGAUCUUAAAAAAGGUGUAAUUAAUAAGAUUUGUGAAGAUUCGCCGCAAGCUUCGAGUCAAAUUACUCCGGUUAAAGACAUUGUUAAACGAUUUGAGGGAGAUCUUAAAAUAAAUUUGUCCGCUUUAACUCCCCCACUGCCUAAAUUAUACAAUGAAGUUGACACGCCUGAAACACCAUAUGGAAAUUUUUUGAAAUCAAAUCCAUCUCCGAGAUUACGUAAACAAUGUUUGCAAUGGAUUAAUUCACUUCCAUACACUAAACCAAAACCGUUAAGUACCCCCUUUUCUGAAUUAAAACGAAGAUUAUGGAAGAAAAUUUUACACGAAGAUGAAACUCCCAAAAAAAUCCCGCAACCUAAUUUUGAAUUAACCCCGGAAGGAACCACCGAUGAAAUUAAUUUAAGUAGUAUUUUAAAUAAAAAUGAAACUCAGGAGGAGUCAAAUGAUACCCCGCGGAAAGCUUUAAUAAACAGUAAUUUAGAUAAAUUGCAAAGAAAAAUAUCGAUGUCAAAUAACCAAAAUAGUUUAAUCCGAAAAAAAUCGAAUUUUAAUCAAGAAUCUUGUAGUGAAUCAGUUACGGAAAUUAAAAAUUCUCAAGCAGGGACUGUUGGUUGGGAGGAGUAUUCGCAAAAGGAAAAAAAACAAGAACAGAUUCCUACGCCAGUAUUUAUGCUAUCAACAAUCGAAAAUGAAUUAAGAAAAAACCUAAUAAAACAAAUCGGAGAAUUAGGAGGAAAAGUGUCAACUUUACCAUUUUACGAUCCCGACGGAACGCAUCUUUUAGCACCGAAACCACAGCGUACAGAAAAAAUGUUAUCCUGUAUAGCAGCUGGGAAAUGGAUUCUUCAUCCAUCGUAUAUUGAAGCGUGCACGAAAGAAAAUCGAUUUUUAAAUUGUGAACCAUUCGAAUAUGGAAAUCCAUCAGCGAAUAAGGAUAUAACGGUACAAUUUGAUAAAGAUAAAAAGCUUUGGAUGGAACCUUUACAUUAUUGGAGAGUUGAAGUAGCUAAAAGAGGAUAUGGAGCUUUCCACGACAUGAGAGCAAUAAUUUUUGCUGCUAAGCGAGAUGCUAUGGUGAGGAUAAUCGAGGCUGGUGGUGGGAUGGUUGUAAAUGCUACCGCACCUUUUGAAGAUAAUAUCUACGCAACUCAUUGUUUAAUUGAUCCGAAAAUAGUAACCGAUUUUUCUUCUUUUAUCCCCCUUGCAAAACAAGGGAUAUUUUGUGUAAAUAUUACCUUUAUUUCCGAUUUUCUUUAUCGGAACGUAAGAGAUGAUCGGGAUGCGUGUUUACCAGAGUUAGCUAAAUAUUAUCAAGAUUAAAAUUAGUUUUAUUUAAUUCAGGUUUAUACAAAUAUCUAUUAAAGUGUUUGAUUUAAAAUUUGUAUUUUAAAAUUAAAUGGAAAAUACGACUGGAAUUGCAAAAUUGUGUUACUCAGAAAGUAAUAUUGAACCGAUUACCAACAACAGUUACAUCAAAUCUAUUGGGUAUGUAAGAUGGCUUUCAUGCAGAACAAUUGUGGCGAUAAAGUCCAUAUAGCGUGAUUAUUUAUCUUCAAUUCGUAAAACUUUGGGGAAAAAAAACAUUUCUCUAAUCGUAUAUAAACAAGAUUGUUUCCGCCGUUUCGUUAUCAGUAAUUAUUUAAGUGUGAACGAGACGAUUUCGUUUUCGGUGUGUUCGAUACGAUUAUAACAUUUAAAAUGUUAAAACUAGUUUUAUUAAAAUUUUAAUAUCAUAAAGUUGAAUGAAAGGAGUUAAUCCUUGAUCUCAGUUUUUGCUUUUAUUAUAAACCUUUCAAUGAUGUUCGUAUUGUUAGUAUUACACAAAGAAAUACUUUAAUUCAAGGUUUUAAAACGAUGUUAAUUGUUUCGAAAUUAAUCAAAAUACAUUUUUUAUUAACAA